This is a messenger RNA of Closterium sp. Naga37s-1, 1008 nucleotides long. The record is from the annotation of a GenBank genome assembly. Lineage: Eukaryota; Viridiplantae; Streptophyta; Zygnematophyceae; Desmidiales; Closteriaceae.
AUGGGGACCUUUUACGGACACGCGACCCCGGGCUGUCUGCUCCUCUUCCUGGGCCUCUGGAACUUCCGCUGCUCCGUUAUAAACUUCCUCGCCUCUCCGCAAUCGUUCGCCGCGCGCGUGUGGCAUCCCAUGCCGCUGCCGGGGCACUGGGCGCGAAUGCAGCUGUACGCGGUAGUGGGAGGCGGGGGGGCGUAUAUGAUUACCGCGUUUAUCAACAUCUUCAUUCAGUCUUACGUCCUUCUCAAUAGCUACGAGCAUCUGUCAGCCAAUGUCGUGUUCGUCUUGACCUACGCUGUGCUUCUUCUUCAUGACAGCACCAGGUACCUGCCAUUCCCCAAGGGCACGCUGCAUGUGAUUGCAUCAGUGCCAUACACGUGUGCGGCGGUCAUGUUCUUCUUCCACUCCACGGGGCACAACGGCCCCAUCGAGGCCCGCUACCACAUCUUCCUCGUCCUCCUCCUCUCAGCCACCGCCCUCACAUUGCUCCUCACCGCCGCCUUUCCCAGAAGCUUCCUCCUGGAUACGCUGUCGAAUGUGGGGAUCAUACUUCAGGGCUCGUGGCUGUUGGUGACGGGUGCAUCCCUGUACGGUUACAUGCAGCCCUCGCACUGCCGCACCGACCCCACAGACCAAGAUUACAAGCUGAUUUGCGAGGAGCACAAGUGGGAGCACAUGGGGCUGGCGUUUUCCUAUGUGCACUUGGCAAUGCUCAUCUGCCUUGUACUGGUGCUCGCUGUGGGGUUCUAUGCGCUUGCUGCGCUGAGCGCUCCCAGCAGCUCCAUUGAUUUCAUUCUUGGCACAGAUGCUCGUACAGAGGGCUGCAACCCGAGCGGUGCUUUUGUCGCUUCUGCUGCUGCAAGUGCUGUGGUUCAUCCCUGGAAUUUUGAAGGGGCUGAAGUUGGCAAGAACGGUCAAGCCAUGCCCAUGGCAGCUGCUGUUGUGGACGUGCAGGGCGAAGAGGCAAGCUUGCUUGGAGACAAGGAACGGUGCUCCGUGACUGCCGUGUAA